Messenger RNA from Aspergillus affinis, 870 nucleotides. RefSeq names its product RTA1 domain-containing protein. The record is from RefSeq and is a predicted model, not a curated record. The transcript has 3 exons. Gene Ontology annotation, cellular component: membrane. The coding region runs from base 1 to 870 and encodes 289 amino acids. Lineage: Eukaryota; Fungi; Ascomycota; Eurotiomycetes; Eurotiales; Aspergillaceae.
AUGGAAAACUUUACAUUCUACUACUACAAGCCCUCGGGGCCGGCUGCAGCCAUCUUUGUCGUGCUGUUCGGCCUCAGUACCCUCCUACACUUCUACCAACUCAUUCGGACGCGAACCUGGUUCAUGAUCCCGUUUUUUGUCGGAGGCAUUCUGGAAACCAUCGGUUACAUUGGCCGUUUGCUCUCCUCCAUCGAGUCUCCCGAUUUCACAAAGGGCCCCUAUGUUAUGCAGAGCGCCUUGAUUCUCAUCGCCCCCGCCUUCCUCGCGGCUAGCGUCUACAUGACUCUGGGUCGAAUCAUCGCCAUGCUGCAGGCAGAGAAAUACUCGGUCAUCAAGCUGCGGUGGCUGACCAAGAUCUUCGUCACGGGAGACGUACUCUCGUUCCUUAUGCAGGCAUCCGGAGCCGGUAUCAUGGUGAAAGAUUCCACGGAUCCCACCACGGGCGAACGAAUCAUCAUCGGUGGCCUGUUCGUGCAGAUCGUCAUGUUCUCCCUCUUCGUGAUCACAGCCAUCGUGUUCGAGAUCCGCAUGGCUCGGGCCCCGCUCAAUGCUUCGCCGGAGGCCUCGCAGGUCUGGCGACGACAUAUGAUUGCGCUUUACACCACCAGCGCCCUCAUCCUGGUUCGAUCGAUCAUCCGAGUCGUCGAGUAUCUCGACGGGUACGACGGAUAUCUGAUGAAACACGAGGUAUUCAUCUACGUCUUUGAUGCACUCCUGAUGUUUCUGGCGAUGGCUGUCUUGCAUAUCGUCCACCCCAGCCAGGUAAAUGCUCUUCUGGGCCAGGGCGACCUUUUCAUUGAAAAAGUUGUCAUGACUUGCAAGUCUUCCGCCGCCCCCCGGGUGGAAAUGCAAGAUGCCAUGGAGGCUUGA